GUAUCAUUUUUGUGAAAUGUGAGCGUUUUUAGAAAAUUGGAUGGCAUUCUAGGGCGAAAAAGCCCUUUUAAAGCCACAUAGUGUUUGAAUGAGUGGCAGAGACCUUCGAACGUUCGUUAAUUUUCAUAGGAAUGCAAUUGGUGCGUCAGAUCCUUCUUUGGUAUCUCGUUUGGCAGAUGGUAGAACCACUGGCAGAUACAAAGAAGUAGACUAUGGAAAGCUUAAGGCGAUUACAAAAUUGAAAAAUGCUGCAGGACAGCAAUCUCUUCAGAAAAUAAAAUCAAUUCAUCAUCUUAGUAAGGAAAAGAAAGAGCUAAACAUUUUGCAACAGCAUAAAACAUGCUGGAAAAAAGAGCUAAUAAGGUUGAAUAGUUUGUACAAAAGCAAACUUUAUGAGCUUGAUAUGGUCAGAGCAGGCUUUCCUUGGGAACAAAGUUCUGUCAAAGAUUUUUUCAUUGAAGUUGAAGAAUAUGAGGAUUUCAUGAAUGAAGAUUUCUUAACAUUUUCUAAAAACACAGUAAAGCCUCUGUGGGAUUUACAAGAAGAUAUCAGUGCCUGGUUGCAAGAAUAUAAAGGGAACUCUGAUCCACAUGAAGUUUCAACUGUACUGGAAUCAGUGAAACUACAGCAAAGACAGAUCAUGGAACAUCUUGAAGAAGAACAAGCUGAGUUAGAGAAUGAUUUGGCUUUAGUAAGACUACAUCAUGCUGUUCAUGAUGAAGAAUAUCCUCGUGUCAUUCCUGGAAUUCCGGAGGAAGCUUUGUCCCUAACUUGUCCAUAUGAUGAUUUGAAAUCUUUGGUUUUGAAUGAAUUCGAGUUGCUGGAUAAAAGAUAUAAAACACAUCUUGAUUAUUUAAAUGUGAAGUACAGUGAGAUUUUAGAGAUGAAAGAUGAAGGCUGGGAAAGAGAUAACCACCUUCGAUUUCAACAUAUUCUUGAGCAGUAUGCUGCUGAUAUGCCAAACAGAAGAAGUUUAUAUGUAGAUCGAAUGUUGAGAGAAAUGCCGCACUUAACCCGACAUGACAUUGUUGAGCACGAGAAAUGGUGGUUUUCACAUAAAUCAUAUCAGAAUCAGCAGGCUGCUAUCUACACUGCCUGGGAGAACAACCGUCGAGAUUUGUUGUUAAAAAUCAAAGUCACCUUCGCUGAUGCUUGGGUUGAGUUCGAAAAUGAAAAGAAACGUGAAGACAGUCGUAAACGACAAGUGGAAAUGUGCAGUAAGUUACACGAAAAGGUUGCAGCAUUUCAACGACAAAAACUUGAGGCAUUUCGACUACAACAAGAAAUCGAUGAGAGAACGAGAAGGCAAGAAUAUGAAAGAAGUAAAAUGGAGGAAGAAAAAGAGAAGAAAAGAAGAGAGAUGAUACACAACAAGAUAAAGAAUUAUCAAGAGAAAAAAAUGGAGGAUGAGGCAGAAAAAUUAGAAAAAGAGAGACAAAGAUUAGCAGCGAUGGAACGAGUGUUGAAAGAACAAGCAGUAAAAGAUGCAGAAAGAGUUGCUUAUCGUGAGAAUGAAUUGAAGAAACGUCAGGAUGAGAAACACCUUCUACAACAAAGGGUUUUAGAAGAACAGGAAGAAAGGGAAAGAAAACUGGAAAAAUUGAGAGAACAGGUCUGUGUCAAUGUACCAGCUGAUCCACUACGGGUACUUCAGUCAACUGAGGCUUCAAGAGCACAUGUUAUAAAGAAGGAUGAUUUGGCAGAGCCUGAAGAACUAGAAUUACAAAAACCAUUGUUUGCCAUAAAUACAUUCACUACAAAACAGAUAACAGCAGAUCCACGUCAUAAGGUAGAACAAGCACUACGACAGGCAGGCUUACAUGACACAAAUUAUGCAAGACAAAUACUUGCAAGUGUUAAACCACUGCAUCCAGCUAGGCCUGAUCAACAUUCAACAUUAUUUAAAGAGUAACACAGUUUUUCUGAAAAUUGGACAACUCAAUAGACCUUAUGCAUAAUGAUGUAACAAGCUGUUGUGACACCUGCAAGGAAUUCUGGUUCUAGUAGUCAUGGUGGGAAAUUUUGAAGUUUGAAUUUUUCACUGUGACUAUUAAAACCAGAAUUCCCUGCAGGCAUCAUAUGUGCAUAAGGUCUAUUAGCAACUAAAAUAAUAAAUUAGUUGCUAAAAUAGCUUAUAUAUAAAAAGGUUCUUUGACAGAAAGGCUGACUACCACUUUAUUGCUUUACCACUGUAACAAUUAGUGUUUUAUGAGGCUCAGUGACAUACUAGUGUACCUCAACUAAUGACCAACCUUAGAAAUGAACAUUCAUGCUUAUUAUAAAGUGUUCACAUUCCAACUAUUAUCUGCUCUCUUGUGUAAAAACCACAAAUGGAAUAUCGAAUAU
Messenger RNA from Dendronephthya gigantea, 2346 nucleotides. Its product is annotated as coiled-coil domain-containing protein 148-like. Lineage: Eukaryota; Metazoa; Cnidaria; Anthozoa; Malacalcyonacea; Nephtheidae. The record is from RefSeq and is a predicted model, not a curated record.